Molecule: messenger RNA, 1092 nt
Organism: Aspergillus saccharolyticus JOP 1030-1
Lineage: Eukaryota; Fungi; Ascomycota; Eurotiomycetes; Eurotiales; Aspergillaceae
Product: DNA replication protein PSF1
Exons: 3
Coding region: 223-891 (222 amino acids)
Biological process (GO): DNA strand elongation involved in mitotic DNA replication; DNA replication
Cellular component (GO): GINS complex
Source: RefSeq, a predicted model, not a curated record
GUCUGCAUAUUCAUCGCAAAGCUUAUUUCGAGCUCAAUCAGGGUCUAUCUCAGUGAUUCUGACAUAUGGGGGCCUCUUUCGGAGAUCUGCUUUUUCCUCUCAACCGCCCCUUGUUCUUCAACUCGUACCUCCUAAUACCAAUCCGCGUAGGAGUAUACGUCUGCAUCAGUACGACUGAUUGUCUACGUUCGACCGCUACCCUUGCUGCCAGUCAUGUCGAAUAUGUACGGUGAAUUGGGCAAUAAACUAGUUCAACACGCCAAACGCACCCAAGCUUUAACCCAUCUGCCACCCUACCAGACCGAACUCGUCCGCGCCGUUGCCCGCGAAGUCCGCGACCUGGACCGCGAUGUCGCACGCCUCCUGACUCCUUUCGAGGGCAGCUUCAAUCCGUCCCAGGAACCCGCCAUUGCCUGCGCCCUCCUUGUCGACCAUCUCUGCACGCGUCGCAACAAGCGAUGUCUUCUCGCCUAUCAUCGGGUGCGCACGGAAAAAUUGGAAGAGCUCUGUUGGACGGGUGUGGAUGUGCUGGAGCAGCAACUGCCCGUGGCGGAGGAUGUCAAUACAGGAGCUGCCGCUACGGCGGCGGCACAAAGUCAGGGUGCGGGGUCGGGGUUGAGUCACAGCUCGCUGAGCCCGGAGGAAGAGGAGUACUUUCGACAAUACAGUGAUCUGCUAGCCGCGUACAAGGGGCAAUGGACAGACAUCGAUCUUACAGGGAGCUUGGAGCCACCUAAGGAUUUGUUCAUCGAUGUGCGGGUAUUGAAGGACGCAGGCGAGAUCCAGACGGAAUAUGGAGUGAUCAAUUUGACCAAGAACAGUCAGCUCUACGUACGACAAGGGGAUGUGGAACGGUUGAUCGCACAGGGAUUUCUGGAACGGUUGGGAUAAAUUGCUGUGUCUCCGUGGUCGGCAAUUCUGAUGUCGAUUAUCCACCGAUGCUGCUGCUACUGCUGCUGCUCUUUUUUGUGUUACAUGAUGAUACCCAUUUAGUUUGUUUGGAGCGAUUGACAACAGAGCGGUAAUGGUGGGCAUGGGGGUCACCCCGCGCUAAGAUGAAAUCAAAUGAAAUAGCGUAGCAACCGAGAUGAA